Molecule: messenger RNA, 824 nt
Organism: Papaver somniferum (opium poppy)
Lineage: Eukaryota; Viridiplantae; Streptophyta; Magnoliopsida; Ranunculales; Papaveraceae
Exons: 3
Coding region: 1-621 (206 amino acids)
Source: RefSeq, a predicted model, not a curated record
AUGGACUUGCCAUUCCACAAGCCCAUAUUAUUUCAUUCUAUAUACAUACUGAGUGAGGCACCGAGGCGUGAAGGUAGAGGUGUUUUGACUCCCGAGAGAGACAGAGAAAGAGUAAAGCAGUGGUGGUUCUUCGUUCACCUGCAAAGGGAAUUAUCGGAUAUUACGAUCCUGUGCUUGAUCGGAGCGUUCGUUCUUCUUCUCCAUCUAACUCCAAAAAGAUUGCGUUCCACGUCUAAGUCUAACUGGCCUGAUCCAGAAUACCUGGUUGCUGAACGCAGAAAGGAACGCAAGUACACAUCUAAACAACUUCAUGAUGCAGCAAGGCCAUAUGCAGCUGAGGCCUUGAGGCUCUAUAACAAAGAAGCAGGUACAAAAUAUGAGCUGGUGGAGCCUGGUUACAUGACAUCUGCGCUUCUUAGGACAUGCAUUCUUCACCAUAUCGACUUCACGGCUAAGAAAACUGACGUUGCUGAUGCUCCAGAGGAGAUGUUUUUCGCGGAACAGGCAACUACCAGAGAGGAUGUUCUGGAAGCUACCAGCGGGGAGGAUCGUGGAGAUUUCAAGACCGAGCAUGAAUGCCCGCCCAUCAAAGUCCCAGUCAUCUCGGACAGAACAAGUUGAAGAGAGAACAAAAAAAAAAAUGAAAAAAAAAAGGACUAUGUAUGAAAGUACCAGGAAAUUAAGCUUUUAGAAUAAUGAACAAGGUGGGGAUAUUCAUAUCCAACGGGCAGAAGGAAGAGUCAUACAAAUACUGAUUUUUAGGUUAGGUAAUAGUGUAGGUCCUUGUUUAUUUUCAGACGAAUCAGUAUGGAAAUUAUUAAGCU